UUCAUAAUCCGCAGCAUGGCACAUGGUGUAUACAUCAUUGCGUUGGCGGCCUUGGUUGUCCGGACAGCGGCCGAAACAUUACCGGACCUAAACGAUGAGACGCUUAAGGGCCAUCCAAGUCUUUGCAAAAAACGGCUUGGUAUUUUAAACCUUAAACUGUUGGAGCCGCUGCCUGGCCAGGGCUGGGACAACUUGCAGAACGAAGAAAGGAACAUGGUCGUCAAACACGAAUACCUUUACUGCAAAACAACGGCGGAUGAACGGUUUUUAAUUCCGGACGGGUUUAAUGUGUAUCCGAUCAAGAGCACACACAUACGAUCAGAUUCAGAGGUGUUCGAGCAUUGGGACAAUUUUACAAGUUCGGAUUCCAAGACAAUAAACGCUAAUGCUGGACUCAACGUCCCUAUCAUCAAAAUAAGCGGGAAGUACUCAAAGGAAUACGAGAAAACGAAAACAACUCAGUAUAAAGAACAAACUCAAACUAUUCGACUACAGUUUCGAAACUCAAAGUAUUGGGCGAGAAUCGGGACGGAAGCAAAAUUAACCGAGUCUUUCAGAAACAGGCUUGUUCGUAUUGGUCAGUACAUCAUGGACAACAAAACCGAGCAUGCAACAUACGACAGUGAGCUGCUAGUAAGAGAGUAUGGAACACACGUCGUGACCGGUGUCGAAUUGGGGGCCAAUCUAAUAAGGGUUGAUCAUAUGCAGUCGAAAUACUCGAAACUGUCGGAGGAGUCGAAAACGAAGAUUAGAUACCAGGCCGAACUAUCAUUUGGCUCCAUGCUGAAAUUUUUGUCUGAUGCGGGAUUUGAUAAAAGCGAAUCGUACACGACUAGCAGUCACCAACUUUAUACAGAAAAUAAGGAGUCGACCGAAAUUUGGACAGACGGAGGAAUUGAGUUCAGGAUGACCGAGGAGUAUGAAAACACAUGGCUAAAUUCCAUAGAAGCAAACCAAGUUCCAUUAGAUAGAGCGGGUGUGCCGUUGCACUUUUACAUAAAUGAUAUAAAACUCCCGGAUGUUCCAGACUACGUUGUUGACAAGGUUUAUUACAAAGUUAGAGAUGCUGUCCUUUCUUACUAUGAACAUAAUGUUGUCCGAGGAUGCACACACCCUGAUUCACCAAAUUUCAACUACGUCGCAAAUUACGAUGACGGCUCCUGCAACCCUCCACUUGAAACGUAUUACCUCGGCGGAGUUUAUCAAACUUGUACCAUGUAUAUUCCAGGAGGAUGCACUGGUACAAAUCUUUGCCUAGCCACAGGUGUCAACAACCCAUUGACUGGUCUACAGUCAUGUCCCGACGGAUAUGAGCCCAUCCCUUUGAAUAGAGGACAAAAAACGGGGAGUUGUUCUUAUCGGACAAGUCACAGUUGUGGUUUUCUGUGGCUAAGCACCUGCUAUAAUUAUUACACGAAAGCUACCACGGCGAACUAUCAGGCCUACUGGUGUGCUCCUAUUAAUUCAACCGACUCAUCGCGUACCAGAAAUGGUGUCCUGUUUGGUGGAAUCUAUACAACAAACUAUGCAAAUCCAGUCACACAAUCUACCAGCUGCCCGCCGCAUUUUUACGCCAUUAAAGUUUUGAACGAUCUCUCUAUUUGCGUCAGUACAAACACUGAACUCGGUUCCUACCAUGCUGUUAACUUUGGUGGAUUCCACAGCUGUAGAAACUCAAAUCCAUUUCACACAGACAACGCCUAUUGUCCCAUUGGCUAUAGUCAGCACUUGGCAGUCAUAGACGAGGAAUGUCAAAUCGAUGUUUGCAUUGAAAUGGGAGCCUUGAAAUUGGGGGCUUUGCCGAAAAUCCAAUUGCCGCCCUUCAUGCCAAAACCUCUGACAUUCCUUUUAGAGCCGAACGCAACUUCGACAGAAGAACCUGAAUAAAAUCCUGAAGACAUUCUUGGAGAAAAUAUCAAAGAAAGUAGCGAGAACUGAGUAAAAAUGUUGAACAAUUAAAACAAAAUUGAGAUACGAUUGUAAUGUAACCAUGUACUUGACUUAUUGUAUUUUUUCUUGCGUAUAUUUUCCUUUGUCGUCUAUAAUUCAUCUUUGAUAAUACUUUUGAAAUGCAUUUACAAUAAAUUCUCGCUAUGUAUAUUAUAUCUUCUACCUUAUUGCAAAUAAAAAAACUCACCCGAA
This is a messenger RNA of Mya arenaria, 2142 nucleotides long. RefSeq names its product macrophage-expressed gene 1 protein-like. NCBI's taxonomy places the organism in Eukaryota, Metazoa, Mollusca, Bivalvia, Myida, Myidae. The record is from RefSeq and is a predicted model, not a curated record. The coding region runs from base 16 to 1887 and encodes 623 amino acids. The transcript is spliced from 4 exons.